Protopolystoma xenopodis is the source of this 507-nucleotide messenger RNA. The record is from the annotation of a GenBank genome assembly. NCBI's taxonomy places the organism in Eukaryota, Metazoa, Platyhelminthes, Monogenea, Polystomatidea, Polystomatidae.
AUGGUCCGCAAGUCAAUAGGAGGCGGUGGUUGCUGCAAAUCGAACAGGAAGACAACUCCUAUGGGCUUUCGUCCCUGUCCCUGUAGUGACCCAGCAAAACUCUCACUCGUUACACCAUUGAGUUUCGAAACAUGCCUUUGGCAUAUUUCUCCCAACAUGUCAUCCUUAACAAAAAAACCCUAUGAACUGAGAUUUGAGCUUUCUCACUAUGAGACAAAUAGGCUUCAGGAUGCUAUUGAAUUGCAUUUGGCCUUAACUUCUGCUUGCGGUUGUGCAUUGGCUUCUUGCCUCAACGCAUCGACUGUAGAAGGUCCCAGCUCUCGGCCCUACGGAGCCUCAAGAACCUCGUCAAUAGCUGUACUCUUCUCCAUCUCACUGCGUCUGAUCGGUGCCAUUCCCACGUGUGUCGCCUCUAUUUCCUCACGAAUCUGUAUCAGUAUCAUGGCAAACACGGUUGGACCGCGCUCAUCCAGAGUGUGUUUACGAAACCAUCUUGUCGUUGCUUAA